UCCAUUAACGCUUGCCAGCGAAAGCUCCCAGCUUUUUUUUCCUCCUCGAAACAACUUGAGCUUUUUUAGAUUUCUCUGUAGCGUUAAGUUCUGUUGUUUUCUUAUCUCGAGAGAAAAAAAAAAUGGGCCUUUAUUUUUUUAGUUUAAAGAAGAAAAAGCUGAUAGCUUUCAUAAUUUCCACGGCCGACAGUGGAAAGUAUGUAUGGCCCACCUACAACCAGCACAAAUGUCGUCUUCUACUGGUCCGCCAUUGAAGUGAUUGAACGAAGCUUUCAUCUUUCAUAUUCUCUCUCCCUCUCUCUCUCUCUCUCUCUUAUUUUCUUCCCUCGUUGGACACUAUUUUCUCCGAUCCCGAAAUUUCCUGAUAGUCCCCAACCUUUUCACACAGUUGCACAGUUACACUGAACCGCCUCCCUUUGAAAUCUUCUUGCGGUUACUUAAUCACCCACGUGCUUUUGUAUCUGCUUGCUCUUGUUCACUCUCCUCCUUCUUCCUCUUCGACGACAACGAGGAUUUGGCUUGUGUGUUAAGUUGUCUUGUUGGGUUUUGUCGCUGCUGUCAGAGAAUUCAGCAGAGUUCUCUAUCUGGGUUUGGUUGGAUUUGAAGCCCUAGAUUCUGGGAACAAGGGCUUGGUUUUCGGUUAAGGUUUCACGAUGGACUCCCCGAAAUCUGUUGUUUCACCAUUCAUGCCCUCUCUGAUUGCUGAGACUGAGAAUGAGAACUUCAUUUCCGAGAUUCAGAGCUCUGGUCUCAGAUCCAAUGGCAUUGGAGUCAACGGAAAAGAUCCUGUGGGCAUUGACCCUCGAGAUUGUAUAGGCUCUCUGGAGGUUCAUGUCCAUCAGGCAAGGGACAUACAAAACAUCUGUAUAUACCACAAGCAAGAUGUUUAUGCAAAGCUUUGCCUUACAAACGAUCCUGAAAAGGCUGUCUCAACCAAAAUCAUCAAUGGCGGUGGGAGGAACCCUGUUUUCGGUGACAUUCUUCAGCUCAAUGUCCGAGUUUUAGACACCUCCCUGAAAUGUGAGAUUUACAUGAUGAGUAGGGUGAGGAACUAUCUCGAGGACCAGUUGCUUGGCUUUGCUCUUGUGCCUCUGUCGGAAGUGGUCUUUAACAAUGGGAAGUUAGAGAAAGAGUUCUCUCUUUCUUCCACUGACUUGUUCCAUUCCCCAGCUGGUUUUGUUCAGCUGUCUCUCUCCUACAAUGGAGCCUACCCUGACGUAAUGGCUAUUCCUGUUAUGCCCGCAACUGUGGCUGUUGAUGAAACUACCAAGAAGCCAAAAGGGUCUGAACCAAUUCCCUCGGAGCUGGACAAGAUCGAGUUUCCAGAUCCUAACGUUGUCAAUGAAAACGAGAUAAUGGUUUCUGAAUAUUUCGGGAUCUCUUGUUCCAGCAUGGAUUCAGAAACCUCUGACAGCUUGGUCACUUCUGAUGCCGAGAAUCAAGCAAGUGCUGGGACAGGUGUCACUGUUGCGGAAAGCUUUUCAGCUGCAGCUGCCUGUUCUGUCAAUGGUGUUGUUCCCAAGCAAGAUUCACCUGACAAUGGAGCUUAUUCUCCUCACACCUCAGCUAACUCGGCUACUUCUGAUGCCCCGGCUGCUUCAGACACGCCAAAUCAUGAACAUGUGUCUGAUUCAACCUCCGGACAGAAGUCCACAGAAGCUGAGAGCGAGACCUCGGAGAUUAUGAAACCCAUUCUGACUGUGAACGUUGAGCCUGAGCCGAAGGUGGUGCAGCAGGAGAUAGUAGACAUGUAUAUGAAAAGCAUGCAACAGUUUACUGAGUCACUGGCCAAGAUGAAGCUUCCUCUGGACAUUGACAGCCCAACAAAAUCAGAGAACUCGAGCUCCGAGCAGAAGCUGCAAACACCGAACAGCAAUGGGUCCCGCGUGUUCUACGGGAGUAGGCCUUUCUUCUGAGCUUACUCACACUGGUGACAUUUUAGGCUUCUUAAUGGGGAGAGACUAAUGCUAAUGAUGUAAUGUUAUUGUGUACUACAUGAUGCUGCUGCUGCCGCAUAAUCUUUCCAUCUAUUGGAUGAUGAUGCUUGUAGAUGAUGGGAAAUCAUUACUAUUUUACGUCUUUACAAGCUCUGCUUAUGCUAGAACUACUUUGGUAUAUAUAUAUAUAUAUGAACUUAUUUUACCUUUAA
This is a messenger RNA of Tarenaya hassleriana, 2149 nucleotides long. RefSeq lists its product as uncharacterized. The record is from RefSeq and is a predicted model, not a curated record. Bases 654 to 1916 code for a protein of 420 amino acids. The transcript is spliced from 2 exons. Lineage: Eukaryota; Viridiplantae; Streptophyta; Magnoliopsida; Brassicales; Cleomaceae.